AUGGCUGAGCCCGUUGGAGAUUUCGGCCUCAUUGGCCUGGCCGUUAUGGGCCAGAAUCUGAUCCUCAAUGCCGCGGAUCAUGGCUUCACUGUUGUGGCUUUCAACCGCACCGUGGCCAAGGUUGACCGUUUCCUCGGCGAUGAGGCGAAGGGCAAGUCGAUUGUCGGCGCCCACUCCAUCGAGGAGUUCGUGUCCAAGCUCAAGAAGCCACGCCGCAUGAUGAUGCUCGUCAUGGCCGGCAAGCCCGUCGACGACUUUAUCGAGCUCCUUCUGAACGGUGGUGUUGAGGAGGGCGACAUCAUCAUUGACGGCGGCAACUCACAUUUCCCUGAUACCAACCGCCGUACCAAGUAUCUCUCGGCCAAGGGAAUCCGAUUCGUCGGAACCGGUGUCUCCGGUGGUGAGGAGGGUGCCCGCUAUGGCCCCAGUAUCAUGCCCGGUGGCAAUGAAGAGGCCUGGCCAUACAUCAAGGACGUGCUACAAUCCAUCUCUGCCAAGUCUGACGGCGAGGCUUGCUGUCAAUGGGUUGGUGACGAGGGUGCCGGCCACUACGUAAAGAUGGUCCACAACGGUAUUGAGUACGGUGACAUGCAGUUGAUCUGCGAGGCCUACGAUAUCAUGAAGCGCGGUCUUGGUCUCGAGGACAAGGAGAUCGGUGAUGUCUUCACUGAGUGGAACAAGGGCGUUCUCGACUCAUUCCUCAUCGAAAUCACCCGCGACAUCAUGUACAAGAACGACGACAAGGACGGGCAGCCUAUUGUCGAGAAGAUCCUUGACUCUGCCGGACAGAAAGGUACUGGAAAGUGGACCGCCAUCAACGCAUUGGACCUUGGUAUGCCCGUCACCUUGAUAGGUGAGGCCGUCUUCGCUCGCUGCCUCAGCUCUUUGAAGGCUGAGCGUGGUCGUGCUUCCAAGGUCCUUGACGGACCCACUCCCAGCUUCACCGGCGACAAGAAGCAAUUCUUGGCGAACCUCGAACAAGCCCUUUACGCAUCCAAGAUUAUCUCGUACGCCCAGGGAUUCAUGCUGAUCCAAAAUGCCGCAAAGGAGUACAAGUGGAAGCUAAACAAGCCCGAAAUUGCUCUCAUGUGGCGUGGUGGCUGCAUCAUUCGAUCAGUCUUCCUCAAGGACAUCACCAAGGCGUACCGUGCGAACCCCGACCUAGAGAAUCUUCUGUUCGACGACUUCUUCAACAAGGCUAUCCACAAGGCUCAACCUGGCUGGAGAGACAUUGUCAGCAAGGGCGCCCUGUGGGGUAUCCCCACCCCCGCUUUCAGCACUGCUUUGAGCUUCUACGACGGCUACCGCUCCAAAGAUCUGCCUGCCAACCUGCUGCAGGCGCAGAGAGAUUACUUUGGUGCCCACACUUUCCGCGUCAAGCCCGAAGCCGCCAGCGCCGACUACCCAGAAGGCAAGGACAUUCACGUCAACUGGACUGGAAGGGGAGGAAACAUCUCGGCGUCGACUUACACCGCAUAA
Messenger RNA from Mytilinidion resinicola, 1479 nucleotides. Its product is annotated as decarboxylating 6-phosphogluconate dehydrogenase. The record is from RefSeq and is a predicted model, not a curated record. Gene Ontology annotation, biological process: pentose-phosphate shunt, oxidative branch; pentose-phosphate shunt. Gene Ontology annotation, molecular function: phosphogluconate dehydrogenase (decarboxylating) activity; NADP binding. NCBI's taxonomy places the organism in Eukaryota, Fungi, Ascomycota, Dothideomycetes, Mytilinidiales, Mytilinidiaceae. The coding region runs from base 1 to 1479 and encodes 492 amino acids. Gene Ontology annotation, cellular component: cytosol. The transcript has 11 exons.